AUGGAGAUUGCAGGACAAGAAAACGCUGUUGGAAGUGGAGUACUAAGAGAGGCAUACUCUUUAUUUUGGGACAAUUUGUUGGCUAACAAUACCAUGGGUGAAACUGAGUUCACAAUUCCAAUGGCACCUCAUUUCACUUGUGAAGACUACGUAAGCAUCGGGAGAAUCGUCACCCAUCAAUUUGUUCAAUGUGGUGCUUUUCCUGUUAGAAUUUCUCAAGAAUCUAUCACACAAGCACUGCUUGGCGAUGUGUCCCCAGAGACGCUGAUUGCUUCGUUUCUUAAACUCUUGCCUCCUAGAGAGAGAGAAAUAAUUGAGAAAGGUUUAAGUGAUAGCACGGUAUUUUCCCAGGAUGAAAUAAUGGGAAAAUAUUAG
This is a messenger RNA of Paramuricea clavata, 375 nucleotides long. The record is from the annotation of a GenBank genome assembly. NCBI's taxonomy places the organism in Eukaryota, Metazoa, Cnidaria, Anthozoa, Malacalcyonacea, Plexauridae.